CUCCUCGCUCCAAUCGCAAAGCUCAAAGGAAAAAGGCAUUGAAUUGGGCAUGGUCCGUCGCUUCGAGAUCAAGGUGCCUUGCACCUCGUCCAACAUCGGACCCGGCUUCGACGUCGUCGGCCUGUCCCUCUCCCUGUACCUGACGCUGUCCGUCACCGUUGACGCCCAGCUCAAAAACACAGCACCGACGCUUCGAUACACUGGCGAGGGCGCGUCCGAGGCGCCUCUCGACGCCUAUAAGAAUCUGACGACUCGGACGGCACUCUACGUCCUCCGGUGCGCCGGUAUCUCAUCAUUCCCACUCGGUGUCUCGAUCGACGUCAACAACGAAGUUCCCUUUGGGCGAGGGUUGGGGUCGUCGGGCGCCGCUGUCGUCGCCGGUCUGCUCCUUGGUGAUGCCCUGGGCGAGCUUCGCCUGCCCAAGGAGCGCCUUUUGGACCAUGCCCUCAUGAUCGAGCGCCACCCAGAUAAUGUCACGGCUGCGCUCAUCGGUGGCUUCGUCGGGUCCUACCUCCUCGAUCUCUCACCAGAAGACACGACGGCAAAGGCCGUGCCUCUCUCGGAGGUCCUGCCCGAAUACCCGCCCGAUGCGGGGGCCGAGUGGGGCAAAGACCCGCCGGCACCGCCGCACGGAAUUGGCCACUACAUCCGCUUUGGCUGGGCGCCCGAGAUCGAUGUGAUUGCCAUCAUUCCUCAAUUUGAGGUCUCGACGGCGAAAGCACGGAGCGCGCUGCCGGACAGCUACUCCAAGGCGGACCUGAUCUUCAACCUGCAGCGCCUCGCCGUGCUCACGACGGCACUCGCCAGGAGCCCGCCGGACCAGGGCCUCAUCUUCCAGGCGAUGCAGGACCGCGUCCACCAGCCGUACCGUAAGCACUUGAUCCCCGGCCUGCCGCGAAUUCUCGCCAGCGUCACGCCGUCGACGCACCCGGGCCUGCUCGGCAUCUGCCUCUCAGGCGCCGGCCCCACCAUCCUCGCCCUCGCCUCUACCUCGCGGCCCAACCAGCAGGCCAUUGCAGACACAAUCUGCCACGAAUUUUCCAAGGAGCAGAUCACCUGCCACGUCCAGUUCCUCCACGUCACGACCGAGGGCGCCACCUGUACAGAACAGUCACCAUGACCAUCGUGUUGCAGUCUUGUCCAGUCAGUGAUUGAUUGUUUGAUUGGGUAGUAGUGGUUUUACAAUAUACAAUGUAGAGUUUUCCUCAGUCCUCGUCAUCCAUCCCA
Molecule: messenger RNA, 1227 nt
Organism: Acaromyces ingoldii
Lineage: Eukaryota; Fungi; Basidiomycota; Exobasidiomycetes; Exobasidiales; Cryptobasidiaceae
Product: homoserine kinase
Exons: 1
Coding region: 50-1120 (356 amino acids)
Biological process (GO): L-threonine metabolic process
Molecular function (GO): homoserine kinase activity; ATP binding
Source: RefSeq, a predicted model, not a curated record